Molecule: messenger RNA, 776 nt
Organism: Pseudopodoces humilis (Tibetan ground-tit)
Lineage: Eukaryota; Metazoa; Chordata; Aves; Passeriformes; Paridae
Cellular component (GO): intermediate filament
Molecular function (GO): structural constituent of cytoskeleton
Source: RefSeq, a predicted model, not a curated record
UUCUCGGAGACUUGGUGUCUGCUGACCUCCAAUCCCUGCAAGAUGUCCUGCUACGACCUGUACCCCUCCUCUGCCUGCGGCGUCCUCCGGCCCCAGCCCCUGGCUGACACCGGGAACGAGCCGUGUGUGCGCCAGUGCCCCGACUCCACCGCCGUGAUCCAGCCUCCCGCCGUGGUGGUCACCUUCCCCGGGCCCAUCCUCAGCUCCUUCCCGCAGGAUUCCGUGGUGGGAUCUGCUGGAGCGCCAUUCCUUGGAGCCUCUGGGGCCUCCCUGGGCUAUGGGGGCUACGGGUCCCUGGGCUAUGGGGGCUAUGGAUAUGGGGGCUAUGGGGGUUAUGGAUCCCUGGGAUAUGGGGGUUAUGGAUCUGGUGGAUAUGGGGGUCUCUGUGGAUACGGGGGCUACGGAUCCCUGGGCUAUGGGGGUCUGUGGGGCUAUGGGGGGUACCGGGGUCUGUAUGGCUCUGGCAGAGCCUUUGGCUCCGGGCGCUACAGCCGCAGCUUCUGGGGGUCCUGCUAAACCCUAGGGAAACCUCCCGGAGUACGGAAUAACCGGAAUAAACAGAGAGAGACGCAAUCCUGGCCCCAUAGGAGAUGUUGUGACCACGGCCACCCCACUCGGGUGGGGCUGGAAGCACACAACUCCUCCUUGAUUCAUCUGCCUUCUGCUUGUCAUCUCCUGGGCUUUUCUUCCCAUCCCUGUGUGCGCAACAUGUGGGAUCAAACAAUAAUUUGUGUUCUCCUAAAAUGCAAAUUCACCGUCCAGCUGGAGAAGAGCAA